Molecule: messenger RNA, 2037 nt
Organism: Cyprinus carpio (common carp)
Lineage: Eukaryota; Metazoa; Chordata; Actinopteri; Cypriniformes; Cyprinidae
Exons: 9
Coding region: 1-1644 (547 amino acids)
Molecular function (GO): protein binding
Source: RefSeq, a predicted model, not a curated record
AUGAUCAACUCCUUAGAGAUUCACCACCCCAUGACCUCUCUCAGAGGUGGCUGCAAACAGGGCGGUGACACCGGCUCAGGUAUGGCAGACCUCAGCACAACCUGGGAGCGUGAGUUGCUGGAGCAAUUCUCAUACCUGACUGCCGCCACAGACGAGGAGCUCCAUUUGAAUACAGCAGAUAUCACUUCUGAAAGCAGCGACAACACAACGGGCUUAUUGCAUUUAAGUGAUGAAGUUCUCCUGGUUAUUCUGAGGAACUUGGACCCGGUGUCGCUGCUGAGGCUCGGCGGCACGUGCAGCUUGUUAUUCCGAGUUUGUUCGUGUAACUCUCUGUGGACCACACACUUUCAGGAUUCGUUUGGGGCCAGUCUGUCAUAUACCCAUGCCCGGUGUCCCGUAACUGCCAAAACUGCCUUCCGCUUGGUUUUUAUGUGGAGAUCCCUCUUCAGAAACAUCCACUGUAACCAUGCGUUUCAGGAGAAGCUCUUUGUGGAGAUCCCGCUCGCGCCGCACAAGUACUGGAUCCAGUGGCUCAUGCUGGAGGAAAGCGUUCCCUUGCCUUCAGUGAGGCUUCCCUGCAGCGAUGUGGAGAAACUUUGGGGAAUUACUGCAGAUUUGUUUCAGGACAAACUCCAAGAGGAAACUGAAGAUUGUGACACCCUUAAGUUUGAAUGGAGGGAGCUGUAUCAUCUUGCACUGAAGCAUCAUGGUAGUGUCUCACUGGUCUUCCAGCAUGUUCUCAGCCAGCACCAAAACAGUGAGCACACAGAGCUGGAGUCCAUGUACCAUCAAUAUGUCCAGUGCAGGUUCCAGUGGCUCUUCACAUAUUGGUUGUUUCGCCAGCUGGCUCCAUACAACAAGCAGCUGCGAUCUAUUUUCCUGCAGUGGAAGAAGCACAGCAAGAGGAAGGUGGCCACCUGGGGAGAAACCCUGUGUGAUGUGAGGUACCUGGCCUCGCUGCACCCUAUAACCAAAGACUACUGGAGAGGCCAACUGGCCCGGGGAGAUGAGAGCCUCGGGAUUCAGACUGUCGGAAACUACUUCUGCAUGUGCAAGUCUCUCGUGGCCUGGAUCUUGGGACGUGACUGGGGCCGACUGAAGCGACGAAAGGUUUAUGAAGACACACUGGAGGGUGUGUAUCUUCUGCUGAGACGGGAGAUGCAGGAGACGCUCAUCGAGCACGAGCGCUUCUGGCAGGUGGCCAAAGUCCAGAUGACCCGUGUCUGUAUGCUUGAGGAGACGGCUGCAAAUUAUGUCAACUGGAAAAUGAUUGAGACGCUCCCUUACUACAAGCUGUAUCUAGUGUCUGGUAAUUCGGUGUACCUGGAUCAUGUGCAAGGUUUCCUGCGUAGAAAGAGGCUGAUCCGGGAUUGGAUUUACCUGGAGGAGAACAGCUGGGCGAGACAGUUGCUGCCUGCGGCCCUGAAUCGCUUACCCACUGCUGGAGUUUUGGACACAAGAUUUCUCAACACUAGUUUACACGGGGACUGUCUGAUGGCGCAGCUCAGUCGCCUCAUGUGGCUGUACCUGAAUUCUGGGCAGGAGCUCUAUCUGGAGGCGCUGAAGGGAAUGGUUCUGCAGUGUGCUCAGGCCUGUCUCAACCAUCUCAACGCUCUUCAGGCCAGUCAAGUGCCUGUGGCCUAGACCUCAUACAUUCGGCCAAACCUUUGGUGUUUUAACUGACUUUUUAUAACAUGCCUAAGAUUUUUUUUUUUUUAUGUUUGUUUUUCUGUAUUUUUAAACUUUUUACAUUUUUAUUUUUUUUUUUUUUUUUUAUUUUUUUUUUUUUACAACUUGUUGAAGUUGUUUGUCUUCAGGUUUUAGUGCACAAUCAUUCAUUCUCAAUUUAUGUCUGAGUAAAUGCAGUGCACAUACAAUGAUAAUUGUUUUAAAUUUUUGUAUUGGUUUUAGCAGGCCAAAUGAUCAGUCUCCAUUUGAGAUGCUUUUAUUGUAACACUCAUGUGACUUUUUACUUGGAUUAAUCUUUCCGUGGUAGACUGCAGGGUUGCUGACUUAUUAAAGCACCUUUACACUCCA